GCGUAGCGAGGAGGCCGAGGUUCCCGGGGCGGAGGCCUCCCGAGACUGCGGGGGCCGGGGCCUCCCGGGGCGGUAGUGUCGACCGGGCGCGGGGCGGCGUUGGGGUGCGGGGCGCGCGGGGCAUUGUGGGGGCUCGGGGCGGGAGGGUCUCCGGUCGGGGCCGGAUCCCGGAAGGAGCCCCGCAGGGCCAGUUCCUGAUCCCCCAGCAGCAUGGCGUCCUGGGCUGAGCCCUCUGAUCCGUCUGCCCUGCUACUCCCUGGGGCCCCUCUCCUGGAGGGCUUUGAGGUGCUUGAUGGGGUUGAUGACGCAGAGGAGGAGGAUGGUGACCUAAGUGGGCUGCCACCACUAGAGGACAUGGGACAGCCUGCAGUGGAGGAGGCUGAGCAGCCUGGAGCCCUGGCUCGGGAGUUCCUGGCGGCCACAGAGCCUGAGCCAGCCCCAGCCCCAGCCCCAGAAGAGUGGCUGGACAUUCUGGGGAACGGAUUGCUGCGAAAGAAGACACUGGUCCCAGGCCCAACAGGCUCCAGCCGCCCACUCAAGGGCCAGGUGGUGACCGUACACCUUCAGAUGUCCCUGGAGAAUGGCACCCGCGUACAGGAAGAGCCCGAACUGGCCUUCACGCUGGGAGACUGCGAUGUUAUCCAGGCCCUGGACCUCAGCGUCCCGCUCAUGGAUGUGGGCGAGACAGCCAUGGUCACUGCUGACUCCAAGUACUGCUACGGUCCCCAGGGCAGCAGGAGCCCAUACAUCCCCCCCCACGCAGCCCUGUGCCUGGAAGUCACCCUGAAGACAGCAGAGGAUGGACCGGACCUGGAGAUGCUGAGUGGGCAGGAGCGUGUAGCCCUGGCCAACCGCAAGCGGGAGUGCGGCAAUGCCCACUACCAGCGUGCUGACUUUGUGCUGGCUGCCAACUCCUAUGACCUGGCCAUCAAGGCCAUCACCUCCAACGCCAAAGUGGACAUGACCUGUGAGGAGGAGGAGGAGCUGCUGCAGCUAAAGGUGAAAUGUCUGAACAACCUCGCGGCGUCACAACUAAAGCUGGACCACUACCGGGCAGCGCUGCGCUCCUGUAGCCAGGUGCUGGAGCACCAGCCGGACAACAUCAAGGCACUGUUCCGCAAGGGCAAGGUGCUGGCUCAGCAGGGUGAGUAUAGUGAGGCCAUCCCCAUCCUGAGGGCUGCCCUGAAGCUGGAACCUUCCAACAAGACGAUCCACGCAGAGCUCUCAAAGCUGGUAAAGAAGCGUGCUGCACAGCGGAGUACAGAGACCGCCCUGUACCGAAAGAUGCUAGGCAACCCCAGCCGGCUGCCUGCCAAGUGUCCGGGCAAAGGGGCCUGGUCCAUCCCGUGGAAAUGGCUGUUUGGGGCGACUGCUGUGGCCCUGGGGGGCGUGGCUCUCUCUGUGGUCAUUGCUGCCAGGAACUGACUGUCCCUGCUGCGCACCUGGACCCCAACCUGUGCUCCCUAACUUCCCCAAGCUCCCUGUCUACUGCCCUCCCUGGCUGAGAUGCCUCCUAUGGGUUGGGGGAGCAAGGAUUGAGGGUCACAUACCCCAACAAGCAGGAAGGACUGAGACCCUGAAGCAGGGGCAUGGGGUGCAGCCCAAAGGGAGGGGCCCUGUUCCUCCAGACCCAGUUGUCUCUCUCCUACAACCCUGUCCUCUGGGGUCAGGCCUCAGCUGGGGCAGCCUCAGUUUUCCCUCUCAGUAGGCCUGGGGGCAGCACUACCAUUCCUUCCUGCCCGCCUGCACCCUCUGUCCAGGCUCCCCCACAGUGAAUUAAAUAAAGCCUCACCUCGCACCCUA
Arvicanthis niloticus (Nile rat) is the source of this 1803-nucleotide messenger RNA. It is a transcript of the gene Fkbp8, whose product is annotated as FKBP prolyl isomerase 8. Lineage: Eukaryota; Metazoa; Chordata; Mammalia; Rodentia; Muridae. Gene Ontology annotation, cellular component: membrane; mitochondrial envelope; endomembrane system. Gene Ontology annotation, biological process: protein folding; negative regulation of apoptotic process. The record is from RefSeq and is a predicted model, not a curated record. Gene Ontology annotation, molecular function: protein folding chaperone; protein binding; peptidyl-prolyl cis-trans isomerase activity.